GUUUUCAGUUUUCUCGUCCUUCAUGAUAUGAAGGAUAGGUGGGCUCAAUUGAGCCAUGGUUCAGAAACGAAAGGCUUCUGCGGGCAGCUCGCCGCAUCCGAAGAGAAUGCAGAAAGAGACUGUGCUGGACCACAACGAUCCAAUAUAUGAAGAAACACAUUCCGAUCCAGAGUAUUUGUCUGAAAAUGAUGAUGGGAGCUUUGCCAGCGACAUCCCGCUCGAAACCCCAGCGACACCAAUCUCCGUGACGUCGAGCAGAUAUCCAUCAGAACUCAAAACUCACCUCUGCCCCUACGAAGAUUGUACAAAGGCGUUCAAUCGACCGGCACGUCUACACGAGCAUUUGCGGUCACAUAACAAUGAGCGACUCUUUACCUGCACCCGAGAUGGCUGCGACAAGACCUUCCUCCGAGCCUCGCAUCUCAACCAUCAUGUUAAAAGCGCUCACACCGGUGUUCGAGACUACGUAUGCGGUCGUCCAGGAUGUGGGAAGAGUUUUGUGACAGGAUCACGGCUCCGGAGGCAUCUGGCAGCACAUGAUGGAAGAGACAAGUACCGCUGCACGGAGUAUCCGCCUUGCAGUGAGACGUUUCGGAAGCACACGACGCUCCAAAAACAUAUCAUGACGGCACAUUUGAAGCAGAAGCCUUUUCCUUGUCCACAUGUUGAUGCAGCGACGGGACAGAAAUGUCCAAUGGCGUUUGAGACGGCUGGACAUCUUCGUGCGCACGAGAGCAGACUUCAUACAGAGAAAAGGUUCACUUGUACGGAAUGCUCUCAGCGUUUGGACAUCGAUAAUGACGAAAGCGAGUCUGCUGUUACAUUUCCUACAUACGCACUCCUACAAGCACACAUUCGCACCGCUCACCCACCUCAAUGUCCAAACUGUCUCGUCACCUGCUCUACAUCGCGAGAACUGCGCCGCCAUCUGGAAGUCGCCCAUGGCGACGUAAGCGUCGAGGAACGAAAAGUCUUCCCAUGUACCAUACCCGGAUGCGACCGCAGCUUCACAAAGAAAGGAAACCUAACUGUGCACAUCCGGACCGUGCACGAGGGCGAGAAACGCUUCGCCUGCGGCGAAACCGACCUCUCUACUUCCAAGAAAGUCGCCAGCUGGGACGGCUACGGCUGCGGAAAACGAUACGGUACAAAACUUGCACUAGAAGAACACAUCCGUACCGCGCAUCUGGGCUUCCUGAACGCCAAAGCAUUACGCCGGCAGCGGUUGGGUCAAGGGCAAAACAACAACAACAACAACAACAACAACAACAACAACAACAACAACAACAACAACAACAACAACAACAACAACAACAACAACGACACCACGACCAACACUCCAUCAACCCUGGCCGCGCUCACAGGUGCAGGAUACGCAGAAGAAACAGGACGGCACAUUGCCUGCUUCAUCGACUCGUGUGCGCACAGAUUCCAUCGCGAUUAUGAUCUCUGGGUACACAUGGGCGGUAAACACGGUUGCUCUGAAGACGAAAUUCGAGACCUCUUCCUGCGGCGGGCAUUAUUAUCUGCAAAUGAAGACGGACAGCAACAAGAGCAGCAGCAACAUCUCAGCGCCGAGGUUUUCGGAAUCUACGGAUACGAGUUCGACGCCGAUCCUUAUGAGUCGUACCCUGCCGAAGCGAUGCACGCAACAGAAGAUGCAAAAGAAGAGAUACCCCCUGAUAAUGAUAUGGCACUUAUUGAUCCUGUUUUGGCGUACAACUUGUUGAAUUGAGCCAUGCAUGAGCUAUGUUUUCAGUUUAGUGUUCGGUGUUUGUAUAUAAUCAUGAUGCUUGAUUUAGAUUUGUUUGAACUUGGCUAAAUUACCUAUCUACACUGCUAUUAUGAUAUGAGUUGUUUAG
Aspergillus ruber CBS 135680 is the source of this 1862-nucleotide messenger RNA. RefSeq names its product C2H2-type zinc finger protein. Lineage: Eukaryota; Fungi; Ascomycota; Eurotiomycetes; Eurotiales; Aspergillaceae. Bases 56 to 1735 code for a protein of 559 amino acids. Gene Ontology annotation, cellular component: nucleus. The transcript is spliced from 2 exons. Gene Ontology annotation, biological process: regulation of transcription by RNA polymerase II. The record is from RefSeq and is a predicted model, not a curated record.